This is a messenger RNA of Paralichthys olivaceus (Japanese flounder), 4548 nucleotides long. NCBI's taxonomy places the organism in Eukaryota, Metazoa, Chordata, Actinopteri, Pleuronectiformes, Paralichthyidae. The record is from RefSeq and is a predicted model, not a curated record.
CUGUUAAACCGAGAGACACAGAGAAACUCGUUUUCUGCGUUUCAGGAUCAGCAUAUCAUUAUGAAGCAAGUGGGAAAAUAAACAAGGCCAUCACCACAUCGAGAGCUGCCUCUGGGUUGACUGGAAUUAACUCUCUUAUAUUUCCAACGGAGAUUUCAUUCAACAAGAGGAUCCUUCUUCUCCUUUUCUUUUGCUGAGGAUUACUUUUUUACACUGUAAAACUUGUUCUGGCUCGUUGUGGGAACAGACGCGCAACAGGACAAACUUUCUCCUCAUCCUCCCUCCCUGCGUAAAGGCUUCACCUUGACUGUGAGUGCGCGGAGGAGCUUCUGAAAACUUUCUCCAUGUGUGUUUGAGUUUGGCUGCUCGGACCCUUUGGAGCAUUCACCGCUUGUUGGAGGGCUGUCAACACAAUGGGACGCCUGUCUCUGCUCCUGGUUGUCACUCUGUCCCUGCUCACCUGCCAGGUCUCAUGUUCCGGAGUGUUUGAGCUGAAGCUGCAGGAGUUCCUCAACAAGAAAGGAAUAACGGGGAACGCAAACUGCUGCGCCGGAGGCUCCGCGCAUCCGCAGGGACACCAGCAGUGCGAGUGCAAGACUUUCUUUCGGAUCUGUCUGAAGCACUACCAGGCCAACGUUUCCCCCGAGCCUCCCUGCACCUACGGCGGGGCUGUGACUCCCGUGCUCGGCUCCAACUCUUUCCAGGUGCCGGAAACCAAUGCGGACAGCUUCACCAACCCGGUGCGCUUUCCCUUCGGCUUCACAUGGCCGGGGACGUUUUCACUGAUCAUUGAAGCCCUGCACACUGACUCCCUGGACGACCUGGCAACAGACAACCCAGAGCAUCUGAUCAGCAGGAUCACCACCCAGCGUCACCUCACCGUGGGAGAGGAGUGGUUCAAGGACAUGCAGACAACUGGCGGGACGGAGCUACGUUACUCCUAUCGCUUUCUGUGUGACGAGCACUACUACGGCGAUGGCUGUUCUGUCUUCUGUCGGCCCCGAGACGAUGCUUUUGGCCACUUCACCUGUGGCGAGCGUGGGGAGAUCAUAUGCAACUCUGGCUGGAAGGGACAGUACUGCACUGAACCAAUCUGUCUUCCUGGCUGUGAUGAAGAACAUGGCUUCUGUGAAAAACCAGGAGAGUGCAAGUGUCGUGUGGGCUUCAGCGGACGUUACUGUGAUGACUGUAUCCGUUACCCAGGCUGCCUCCAUGGCACCUGCCAACAGCCCUGGCAAUGUAACUGCCAGGAGGGAUGGGGUGGGCUCUUCUGCAACCAGGAUCUGAACUACUGUACGCACCAUAAGCCUUGCCUUAAUGGAGCCACCUGUACCAACACUGGCCAGGGAAGCUACACUUGCUCCUGUCUACCUGGAUUUACGGGCGCCAGCUGUGAGAUCCAGGUCAAUGAAUGUUCUGGAAACCCCUGUCGCAACGGAGGCAGCUGCACUGACAAUGACAAUGGCUACAAGUGCACAUGUCCACCUGGUUUCUAUGGCAACAACUGCGAGUUGAGUGCCAGUACCUGUGCAGAUGGGCCUUGCUUCAAUGAUGGACAUUGUGUCGACAACCCUGAGGGGGGCUACUUCUGCAAGUGCCCGUUGGGAUACGCCGGCUUCAACUGCGAGAAGAAAAUCGACCACUGCUCCUCCAACCCCUGUUUGAAUGGUGCAGAAUGUGUAGAUCUGGUGAACUCCUACCUCUGUCAGUGUCCUGAUGGAUUUUCUGGUCCUAACUGUGAGGACAGCGGCAGCAUCUCUGGACACUGUCUAUCUUUCCCCUGUCAGAACGGUGGGACGUGUCAAGAGGGAGUGAAUGGCUACACCUGUACCUGCCCUCCAGGCUAUACUGGCAAAAACUGCAGCUCCCCCAUCUCCCGCUGCUCUCACAACCCCUGCCACAAUGGAGCAACCUGCCACGAGCGCGGCGGCCGUUAUGUGUGUGCUUGUGUGCCCGGCUAUGGUGGUCACAACUGCCAGUUCCUCUUACCAGAGGUUCCCAAAGGUCAGCCGGUGGUGGACGGACCGGAUCGGCGAUAUUCUUCACCGGAAAAUGGAAAUGUUGAAGAGGAGGAGGAUGACGAUAGCGGUUUCCCUUGGACGGCUGUGUGUGCUGGUGUCUUCCUCGUUCUCGUGAUCCUGAUUGGCUGCUCAGUGAUGGUUGUUUACAUUCGCGUCAAACUGCAAGAGCGGCAAAGUCACCACAGUGACAGUGUCCACAGUGACAGCCACGAGACCAUGAACAACCUGACGACCACCAACAAUUGUCUCCGAACUGACAAGGAAGUGGGUGCUAUGAUGGCGACGUCCAUUAAAAACACCAACAAGAAGGUGGAUUACCACUCAGACCUUGCUGGGUCUCUGGGUGGUCUGAGUGGAAUCAGCGGACUCAAUGGAUCAGAGAAGAACGGCUUUAAGACUCGUUAUCCCAGUGUGGAGUACAACCUGGUGCAUGAGCUCCGGCCAGAGGAGCUGCUGCUGUGUAAAGAAGAGGAGCAUGAUGAGCUAGAGGUCAAAAGUGAAAUGCUGGAUGAGUUUGACACAGAAGAAAGAUACAGAAAGAGACAAAAAAGUGAUGCAUCAGAAAAGAAAUAUGAAGAAGAGUCAACAAGUUGCAAUGAAGCAAAGUAUCAGUCCUCCAGUGAUCUGAACUAUCACGCAGCAAGUGAUCUUAAAUACCAGUCAACCAGUGACGUCAAAUACCAGUCAACCAGUGAUGUCAAGUACCAGUCAACCAGUGACGUCAAAUACCAGUCAACCAGUGAUGUCAAGUACCCAUCAACCAGUGACGUCAUGUACCCAUCAACCAGUGACGUCAUGUACCCAUCAACCAGUGAUGCUGAAUACCACUGUCCCAGUGACAGCAGGUACCAGUGUACCACUGACACCAAAUACCAGUCUGUUUACGUCAUGUCGGACCAGAAGGAUGAAUGUAUCAUCGCUACAGAGGUAUGAUACCAGACCAGUUUCCUCUGGUUGUGGUUGGUCCACACACACCAGCCCUGAGCAGUAGAGCUCAGCUUGUCUCCAGGAGGUUCUACUCCUGCUGUUUGCUGCUGUUCCCUGGGAUUUUUCCGGAGGACUUUUGAGCCACGGUGCUGCUGAGCCAGCAGAGUAUUCAUCAAGGCCUUAGUACUUUGUAGUGCUACGGGUGAAUACAAGACAAUUUUAAACCCUUGAUGGAUGCUGACGCAGUGCUAUGGACAAAGAGCCGAAAGACAGUGCUAGCAGUUGUACAAACUUUGUACAGAAACAGUGCUGAACAUGUAGUGAUGCAGAUUGAAUGAUUGCAGCUGGAGAACUGAUGAAGAGCUCGGAGGAUUUACUGCUCGUACCAGGAUGAACUCCUCUCUGCUGGUCAACAGCGAAGUAUUGAUCUGGAUGUUGACCAAUAAUAUUGUAGUACUGUGGAGUACUGAUUGAACAGUUUUGUACCUUUGGAGUACUCAGAACUUUUGAAGUACAGUUGUAGAACUGUUAUGUGUUGUGGUUUUACAAUGCAGUGUAAAAGCUGUCAUGGAUAUUGAACAGUUCCUGUUCUGUGCAGUGCUGCAGAGUUGAGGGUGGAGUUGUAGCAACAUUAGAAGUUUUCAAACUGCAGCUGCUAAGAAUUCAUUAAUAAAAAAACUAAAUUGUAACUUAAAAAAAUUUAAAACAGCUGCACCAGCUUUACAUCUUUAACUCUGCAGCACUGACAGAGACGAUGUUGGCUGAGCUGGUUCUCAGCAGAAAUGAGGGAACUGAAGAUUCCAGUAGUGACUGCAGAUCGAUCCAACAUGGAUCCUGUUGGGCCAUACUGGCCUCUGACCCCUGAAGGUUUUAAUACACAGGGCAAUGUUUCGGGCAGAGUGACUGAGGAAACAAUUUCAGUAUUGGAGGACAAAAAAAUUAAUCAAGCAAAACAAACAAACAAAAAUUCAUUAUGAAUUUAUUUGUUAUUAUGUUCUGCUACUAAAAUUCCUGGAUACGGUGAAAGUAUUGUUUCACAACUCAAAAUAAACUAAUUUGUGAUAACUGUCUUGACCUCUGAUGAUGCUGUCUUGUUUCCAAGUGAGCUAUGAUGGACUCGUCUUAACUGCCAAGACCUCAUUGCACUAUGGAGGUGUGUGUUUAAGAGUGUAUGUGUACAGAGGAGGUGAUGUCAUUUGUGUGGUGUCAGAAGAGUACACUGCCCAAUCCCGCUCCCCUCCCCUCCACUAUUAGCCAAUUGAAGGACACCAUCACCCUGCCUGCCAUUGGUUAGGAUAAUUUGUUUUUUUAUUUUAUUUGUUAUCUAAAGAAAGACGUAUUCUUUUAAUUUAAUGAUGUAAUUAUUUGUGUUUCAUUUUGUUGUGAUGUUUUUUUGUUAAAUCUCUUAUAAUUUAAGUUGGACUGUUUUUAUUUGGCAGAUAAUGUAUGUAUGUAAGUUUGUAUGUAUGCAUGUAUGUGUUAGGCACUUGAGACCACUGUGACUGUGUUGUAUUUAAGAUAAAAGUCGUAUGUACAGAGCCUGUCAUUUUUAUUACUGGAAAACAACGCAAUAUUUUUCCAAAAUAAAAGAGGAAUGAAA